UUGGAUAUUGGAUAUCGAACUUAUCAACCGGCUGCAUCGUCACCGCGGCAACCUAUUUGUUGCGCCAUAGAUAAUGAAGUAGAAGAAACAUUUAAAAGAUUAUUGGCACACAAAGGAGUUAUUGGUGCAAUUAUUGUAAGCUCAGAUGGGAUCGCAGUAAGAACUUCCAUGGAUAACAGUACCACAAAUCAUUACUGUGGUCUUAUUCAACAAUUGGUAGCAAAAUCUCGUUCUGCUGUUCGUGAUUUAGAUCCAUCUAAUGAUUUAACAUUUUUGCGUAUACGAAGCACUCGAAAUGAAAUUAUGGUAGCACCAGAUCGUGAUUACAGUCUCAUCGUUAUACAAGAAACAAGCACAGAAUAAAACGUUUUAUUGUUUAUAUGGUUUUAGAUCCUUGAAGAAAAUAACAAUAUUUAUGCCUAAUAACUAACGAUAACUUAACUUCAUGGUUUUUGGUGCUAUGGUUCAUUUUUUUCAACGGCUGUUAUUGUUAUUCUAUAUAACUAAUAAAUUGAUCGACUGAUAACGUCA
Messenger RNA from Schistosoma haematobium, 531 nucleotides. RefSeq names its product Dynein light chain roadblock-type 2, variant 2. The annotation marks the transcript as partial. Gene Ontology annotation, biological process: microtubule-based movement. Lineage: Eukaryota; Metazoa; Platyhelminthes; Trematoda; Strigeidida; Schistosomatidae. The record is from RefSeq and is a predicted model, not a curated record. Gene Ontology annotation, cellular component: cytoplasm; cytoplasmic dynein complex; centrosome. The transcript is spliced from 4 exons. Gene Ontology annotation, molecular function: dynein intermediate chain binding.